AUGCCUCGUCGAAAUUCAAAAACUAUAGUAUCUACUCGAAAGAUCGAGCAGGACCCGUCCUCUGAGGUCGCAUUGAGAUCUGUACAGCUCUUUCGAAGGCUUCCAAAGGAUGUUCUUCGCAGGAUACUCGUAAACCUCCGCCAACUCGCUCCACCGCAUCGCAUCACUUCCCGAGGCUCCUGUCAGGGUCCAUCUGGUGUCAAUGUACCAGAGGUGGACAUGUUGCAUCUGGGAUGGAUAUUUGCCACUCAAGUCUGUCGCGAAUGGAGAAAGGUAGCCCUGGGCUGUAAGACACUAUGGACGUACAUCGACCCUGCCGUUCUAGGAGAAGAGUGGUCGCGAGAGAUGCUUCGCCGGUCGAAUGGCGUGCCGCUGACCCUUCGACACACCUCUUCAUCUUUGAUUCACGGUAAACUGCGCAAAUUCACGCUCAAGCUUCCAACUCGCCCGAAGAUCCGUGCUCUCGAAAUAGACCUCGAACGUUUCCAUGUCGCCAACGACCCCACCCUCGACCAACUUGAGAAAACCCAACCCCACCUCGAACGGCUCGAGUUCCAUGCACACGAGUCCGUGCCUACCAUUGAUAGAUCAGAUUACUUCCGUAUGCCUCUUACCUGGCUCGGGGGCGCCUCUGCACCUCAACUUCGCUGGUUCUCACUCUUGAAUGUUAUUCCCGCGUGGAACUCCCCCAUCUUCACAACAUCGGCUCUCACCUCCUUGUCUAUCGGGUUCAGCUGCAGCGCGGCUUUCGAGGAGAGUCGGAGAGAGAUAGAAUCUCGCGUACGUACACCUGCCGAACAGCUUCUUUCAACCCUCAGAAUCCUGUCGCACUCGCUAGAGGAUCUGGAGCUCCAGAACUGUAUGCCGCUCCAAUGGCCUGUUAGGACAGCAGGUGCCCCCUUGGUCGUCCUUCCUCGGUUGGAGAGUCUCAAAGUCACUUGCGAUAGACUCGAUGAUGUCCUCCGCUUUUAUGAGCAGCUGGUGCUUGGGAAGGCACUGUCUGUGCUACAUAUCGACGCGACGCGCAUUGGCCCGCUGUUCGAUACACCCGAGCUGGCCUAUGAUCGCGUCUUUGGUCUAGUGCAGUCAUUGUGCUUUCCUGCAUCUGUGAUCUCGAAGUCAAUCUUCAACGAACUUCUCUUCAAGUACACCCAUCAUGGCUCCACCCCCUAUGACAAUACGGCCACUAGCACACUCAUGAUCCAUCUCGGGUCCGGCAUACUGCCUCGUCCUCUUCCCUCUUUGCCUCUCCCAGGUUGUAUCCGUCCACCCGAAGUACGACUUUCCCUCCCAAUACCUGACCGUUCGAACGACAAGGUCGCCAACGUCACACUCCUUCGUCUUAUCGACAUCGUGCCCGCGAACUGGAAGACUGUCAAGACGCUAGCGAUGUACUCUGCCUACCCCAGCCAUAAUUUCUUCGUGGGUCCACGCCCGUCAUUCAGAUGGAGUAUCCAAGACACUGAGAACGCUGUGGAGCGCCUGAGCGGGCUGCAAAACAUCUUGUGCGGCCAUCAAGUCGCAGACAAAUUCCUGGACACCUUGUUGAAGAUCAAUAUACUCGAGUCACAGCCUCUGCCUUCAAGCCUAGGCCACGUUAAUACUGGCGAUAUAUCGGCGCGGCAACGAGCUUGCCUGCCUGGUCUUCAACGCCUCUUCCUCUUCGAACCCGAUCUCUCUCGUACAUUGACGGUCGAAAAGCGGUUAGGCAACACUAACGACACGUUUACGCUAGUACCCGGUCAAGAACGUACGCAGCUACGCAAGAAGCUGCCCCGCGUUAGUGAAGACCAAAGUGGCAGUACCACGGGGAUAUUGAGUCGCUUGAUCGACGGGCGCAGGGGAUUGGGUUCGACUCUCGGUGCGGUGCAUUUGUUGGUAACGAAAGCGACGUCGAGAACAGAUAUUGAAAGGGUUAGGAAUACCUUGGAGAGAAGUGCGGGUACGGAAAUCAUUGUGGAAAAUGUGGAGGACACCCAAUUUUGGGCUAUAGCCAAGAGGGACGAUUAG
Stereum hirsutum FP-91666 SS1 is the source of this 2010-nucleotide messenger RNA. RefSeq lists its product as uncharacterized. NCBI's taxonomy places the organism in Eukaryota, Fungi, Basidiomycota, Agaricomycetes, Russulales, Stereaceae. The coding region runs from base 1 to 2010 and encodes 669 amino acids. The transcript has 2 exons. The record is from RefSeq and is a predicted model, not a curated record.